UAAUCUUCUUUGAUAUAAGUGAGAUUCUUUGAAUAUCAUAUUUACGCUUUACCACCUACUAUAUAAGAGUACGGACAAGUGGUUGGAAUCAUCAGUUACUAGAUACGUUCUCGUACAAGAUGAAACUCGCUUUGCUAUUUUUCGUCGUUAUAGCUACGACCUCAGCUAUACUAUGUAGUGAUUUGAAACAAGAUUUACAAGAUAUUCUGGCAACCAUCCCAUUACUUGAAAUUAAAGCUAUUGCUCGUGAACACGCUGAAAGUGAUAGCGAAUUCCAAGAAGUCGUCAAUUAUAUGCAAGGGCCCGAAUGGAAUAGCAUAAUCGAUACAGUUGGUGCCAAUCCAUCAUGGCAAAAGUUCAAAGUUUAUAUGGAUAACGCCGGAGUUGACAUUGAUGGUAUCAUACAAUAUUUCCGUGAUUUAGUCGCCGACGUUGAGAUAUCCAAAUGCUCUGAUGACGUGACUGCUCGUACUCUAAGGGAAUUCCUCGAUGAUAUUCAUAAAAUUCUCGAUGUAUCCCAAACACUUACCGUUUUCAACGACAAAUUAAACAACAGCCCGGAUUUCCAAGAAUUUUUCGAAAUAAUCUCCAGCGAAGAAGCUUACAAUAUGGCCGAAGAAAUCCGUGCUUUAGAAGAAGUUCAACGCGUCGCCGAACGUCUUACUGAAAUGGGUAUCGACAUUGAUAAAGUUAUUGACUUAAUUUACGAACUUUUGGGAUGGAACAACCAAACGGUAACCAGAGAUUAUCGAUCUGAAAUCCAAGCUAUUUUCUCAAACAUGUCAUUAAAUCAAGAUGACGUUACUUACAACAUAGAAGCGGAAAACGCUGCUGAAUUCUUAGAAAUGGUCAAGUAUAUUCAAGGAGACGAAUUUGCCGCUUAUGCUUUCAAGCAACGGUUAUCAUGGCAAGUUUGUAUAAAUAUAUUGAUUAUUAGCGGGUGCAUUGGAAGUUAAAAUUAAA
Molecule: messenger RNA, 963 nt
Organism: Onthophagus taurus
Lineage: Eukaryota; Metazoa; Arthropoda; Insecta; Coleoptera; Scarabaeidae
Product: protein G12-like
Source: RefSeq, a predicted model, not a curated record